Molecule: messenger RNA, 327 nt
Organism: Sphaeroforma arctica JP610
Lineage: Eukaryota; Ichthyosporea; Ichthyophonida
Exons: 2
Coding region: 1-327 (108 amino acids)
Source: RefSeq, a predicted model, not a curated record
AUGUCGCAACGCCGGCAGCAACUGGAGAGCAUGCCAGCCUAUCUGCCUCCUGCCGUCAAGCUAGCGGUGGUGUCUGAGCUGCGUGCGUUGCAGUUGUUUGAGUUGCAGCAGAGCAUGCGCCGACAGUUGACACAGGCCAUGCAGAAGGACACUUUCCCACAAACAGCUCUCAACAGACAACACUACCGUCGUCCAAAGAAGCAGAUGAUCCGAGGUAGGCGUAUGCAUGUUGUUGCUGGGAAAAACUGGACUAGUAUUCUGUGCUGGCUGUUUUGUUUGAUUAGCGGUGGUCUGUAUGGUGAUAGCGAGUUCUUCAAGUUUGGAUAG